Olea europaea var. sylvestris is the source of this 1523-nucleotide messenger RNA. RefSeq names its product ribosome production factor 1. Gene Ontology annotation, biological process: maturation of LSU-rRNA; maturation of 5.8S rRNA. Gene Ontology annotation, molecular function: rRNA primary transcript binding. NCBI's taxonomy places the organism in Eukaryota, Viridiplantae, Streptophyta, Magnoliopsida, Lamiales, Oleaceae. The transcript is spliced from 11 exons. The record is from RefSeq and is a predicted model, not a curated record. Bases 1 to 1215 code for a protein of 404 amino acids. Gene Ontology annotation, cellular component: nucleolus; preribosome, large subunit precursor.
AUGGCGACCGAGCAACCAAAGCCCGCGACCGAGGACCCAAAGAUCGAUCUAUUUGAAGACAAUGACGAGUUUGAGGAGUUCAUCUUGGAUGAUGGUUUUCUUGCUGAUUGUUUAACACUAAACAUUGAACGAGAAUUUAGUAUGAAUUUAGAUCUAGAUUCUAUUACAGAUGAAUUUUAUGCUGUGAUAAUUCUUGGCUCCGCCACUGAAGACAGUAGACAGGAGAAGAUGAAGCAUAAUGAUACGCUCCUUCCGUCUACAGUAAAAAACAAGGAGCGGCGAUCAGCCAUCCUUGUGAAGCUCAAGCAUCAGAAAAAGGUGGAGAAACGGAAAAAUGCCAAGGUUCGUGAAGCUGAUGAGAAAAGAGCUCUGGAGCUCGGCGAGGAGCUUCCUCUGAAAAAAAUUCCUCGAACCAUAGAGAACACGCGUGAGAUUGAUGAUACUAUCUGUAAGCCCGAUGAUGAAGAGCUAUUUGCCGGCAAUGAUGCUGAUGAAUUUAGUUCCAUCUUGAAGCAAGACUUUACUCCUAAGAUCUUGAUUACCACGUCCCGCUUCAAUUCCACUAGGGGACCUGCUUUUAUUACAGAUCUUUUAUCGGUCAUCCCCAAUGCUCAUUACUACAAGAGAGGCACCUAUGACCUCAAAAAGAUUGUUGAAUAUGCAAAAAAUAAGGACUUCACUUCACUCAUUGUCGUCCACACCAACCGCAGGGAACCGGAUGCUCUCCUAAUCAUAGGCUUACCUGAUGGGCCGACUGCACAUUUCAAAUUAUCAAGGCUUGUUUUACGCAAAGAUCUCAAGAAUCAUGGAAAUCCAACUAGUCAUGAGCCUGAGCUAGUUUUGACCAAUUUUUCAACACGUUUGGGACAUCGUGUUGGGAGGAUGAUACAAUCUCUAUUUCCGCAAGUACCUAAUUUCCGUGGUCGGCGAGUUGUUACCUUCCACAAUCAACGAGAUUUUAUAUUCUUCCGCCAUCACCGCUACAUAUUUGAAACCAAAGAAAGCAAACAGGCAGAAUCAAAAGGUAAAAACAGCAAGGAUGGUAAGGAGGCUAAGUCUAAGGAGAAAGUAAUUGCCCGGCUUCAGGAGUGCGGUCCUCGUUUCACAAUGAAAUUAAUCAGUCUGCAGCAUGGAACAUUUGAUACAAAGGGUGGGGAAUACGAGUGGGUUCAUAAGCCUGAAAUGGAUACUAGUCGCAGGAGAUUUUUCUUAUGACAUGCCCUGAAACUGAGCUGUCGAGUUUUUUUUACCUUGUGGUUGAAGCCAUUUGGAGGAAAAGAAGCUAAUUUCCACAUGAUUUCACCGUUUUUGCGGAUUUCUGUCUUCCUCAAUUUCUCCCCUUCUUUAAAGUUGAGCUCUACUUUUGUAUUUAUCUGUUUUGCGGGAAGAAGGGAGGGAUCUGAUGUUGCUCUAUAAUGCUGUAAAGUGAGUAGAUUUUUGUGCAAUGGCCAAGAACCCCUUAGUUCUCUGCAUUUGAUAUUAUUUUAUCAUAAUUUCACUAUUAUUCACACAAUUAUUGUUCA